UUCCGUUGUUCUUUCAUCUAGCAUUUUGAUCCCAAUCACUCAUUUAUUAACAUGCCUUUAAGAACGACCCUUUUGAUAUUAUUGGUUGCCAUUACACCUAUCUUGGCCAUUGUGCCCAAAAACCUGGUCAUUUUUGGAGAUUCAUAUUCUGAUGUAGGCAACCUCCAGCGCCAAACGAAUGGUCCUCUGUGGGUAGAGGAUGUAGCUUAUGCCUGGAAUGUUUCGGUUUAUAACUUCGCAUUCGGUGGAGCUACCUGCGAUUCUGACCUCUAUGCUUUGGAUCCCAGCGAUAAGUCCCCUAGUCUGCGAGAUCAAAUCGAAAUAUACUAUGAUCAGAAAUUAGACCUGAAACCCGAAGAAACUAUCUAUGCUAUAUGGAUCGGCAUUAAUGAUGUAGCUCUAGCCACAGCUGACAAUGGAGCCAAGCCAGUCUCUCCGAACGAAAUCACAUCUUGUGUCCGAUCACAAAUCGCUACCCUCCGUCAUUACUUUAAGGCAGUCAAUAUUUUGUUGCUGGAAGUCCCGCCAUUGGAGCAUAUGCCAUUCUUCUUUGAACAAGAUCAACGUGGAGAUGCCUCGCGCAAAGUUAACACCUUGUUUGUUGUUCAAAAUGCUGAUUGGAGCAGCGAGCUAAAUAUUCGACUCAAAAUCAUUUAUACUCACCAAUUGCUGGAUAAAGUCGUCGCCGCACCUGCGUCAUAUGGAUUUAACAAUGUAACGCACGGCUAUUGGGAAGUUUGUACAGGCACCUGUACUGACAACGAGAACGACUAUCUUUGGUGGGACGCUGGCCAUUUGACAGGUGCUGGACAUAAAAUCAUUGCCAAUGAAAUCAUCAGAGCUUCGCCUUUUGAUGUAGAAGCUUAUGAAGUGGACGAUGUGGAUUAUGUGAAGGAAGCCUUAAGUGAACCAGCCACAAAGCUCAAAUCUGACGUGUACAAGGCGAAAUCGGCUACAGGAACAUUGGAUAAUGCACCAGAGAAGGAAAAGGAAUCUACAGCAAGUAGCGGUGGACUUCAACGUCCAAUGUCAUCUUCCAACAUGACCUGGAGCAGAGUGUAUGCUAUAUGGAUUCUACUGCUUCUCAUCAUGACGUUCUUCUGUUGCUUUUCAGUCGGAAGAGCUCGACUUACAACCAUCAUGGCAUCUUUCACCACCAAAUACAACUCCCGAGGUCGUUUUGUACCCCUUAGAGACUUGGAGAGCUCGCGAGAAUGAAAUGAAGAAAAAAAAACAGUGCAGCGUUUACCGCUUGUCUUUACAGGAAAGACAUGUAAAUAUAUCUAUACGCCAUUUUGGUAUCUAUUCACUCCAAUAAACUAAAAAUUAUGAUGAAACUUGUUUUGAUGAUGCGUCUGCCUAUGUAUUCCGGAUACAUAUUGCAAAUUCUAUUAAUACUAUGCCG
Umbelopsis ramanniana AG is the source of this 1405-nucleotide messenger RNA. RefSeq lists its product as uncharacterized. NCBI's taxonomy places the organism in Eukaryota, Fungi, Mucoromycota, Umbelopsidomycetes, Umbelopsidales, Umbelopsidaceae. Bases 52 to 1218 code for a protein of 388 amino acids. The record is from RefSeq and is a predicted model, not a curated record. Gene Ontology annotation, molecular function: hydrolase activity, acting on ester bonds. The transcript has 5 exons.